Knipowitschia caucasica is the source of this 3705-nucleotide messenger RNA. The record is from the annotation of a GenBank genome assembly. Lineage: Eukaryota; Metazoa; Chordata; Actinopteri; Gobiiformes; Gobiidae.
AUGGAUGAGCUGGAUCUCACGGAUAAGAACCGGGAGGCCAUGUUUGCUCUGCCGGAUGAGAAGAAAUGGCAAAUCUACUGCAGCAAAAAGAAGGAGCAGGAGGACCCCAACAAGCUGGCCACGAGCUGGCCCGACUACUACAUCGACCGCAUCAACUCCAUGGCUGCGAUUGGACCUGGUCUCAGUGAUCUGGUCCUCGUCAUGUCCCCCUCCCUGUCUCCCCUCCCUGUCUCCCUCCCUGUCUCCCCUCCCUGUCUCCCUCCCUGUCUCCCUCCCUGUCUCCCUCCCUGUCUCCCCUCCCUGUCUCCCUCCCUGUCUCCCUCCCUGUCUCCCUCCCUGUCUCCCUCCCUGUCUCCCUCCCUGUCUCCCUCCCUGUCUCCCUCCCUGUCUCCCUCCCUGUCUCCCUCCCUGUCUCCCUCCCUGUCUCCCUCCCUGUCUCCCUCCCUGUCUCCCCUCCCUGUCUCCCUCCCUGUCUCCCUCCCUGUCUCCCCUCCCUGUCUCCCCUCCCUGUCUCCCCUCCCUGUCUCCCCUCCCUGUCUCCCCUCCCUGUCUCCCUCCCUGUCUCCCUCCCUGUCUCCCUCCCUGUCUCCCUCCCUGUCUCCCUCCCUGUCCCCCUCCCUGUCCCUGUCCCCUUCCCUGUCUCCCUCCCUGUCUCCCCUUCCCUGUCCCCUUCCCUGUCCCCUUCCCUGUCCCCUUCCCUGUCCCCUUCCCUGUCUCCCUCCCUGUCUCCCCUUCCCUGUCCCCUUCCCUGUCCCCUUCCCUGUCUCCCUCCCUCUGGUGCAGAUGCAGACUCUGUUUGCCUUCGACGAGGAGGAAAUGGAGAUGAGGAACAAAGUGGUGGAGGACUUAAAGACGGCUCUACGGACACAGCCAAUGAGGUUCGUAACUCGCUUCAUCGAGCUGGACGGCCUCACGUGUCUGCUGAACUUCCUGCGCAGCAUGGACUUCGAGACGGGGGAGAGUCGGGUUCACACCUCGGUGAUCGGUUGCAUCAAAGCCCUCAUGAACAACUCUCAGGGUCGCGCUCACGUCUUGGCUCAUCCCCAAAGCAUCAACACCAUCUCCCAGAGCCUCCGCACAGAGAACAUUAAGACCAAAGUGGCGGUGCUGGAGAUCCUGGGGGCCGUGUGCCUGGUCCCCGGUGGACAUAAGAAGGUACUGCAGGCCAUGGCGCACUACCAGAAGUACGCGGCGGAAAGAACUCGCUUUCAGACUCUUCUAAAUGAACUGGACAGGAGCACGGGGCGCUACAGAGACGAGGUCAGCUUGAAGACGGCCAUCAUGUCUUUCAUCAACGCCGUGCUCAACGCCGGAGCAGGAGAGGACAACCUUGAGUUCCGGCUUCAUCUAAGGUACGAGUUCCUGAUGUUGGGGAUCCAGCCGGUCAUCGACAAACUCAGAGAACAUGAGAACGCGACGCUAGACCGACAUUUGGACUUUUUUGAGAUGGUGCGAAAUGAGGACGACUCUGAAUUAGCCAAAAGAUUUGACUUGAACCAUGUGGAUACCAAAAGUGCUGGUGCCAUGUUUGAGUUGAUCAAGAAGAAGCUGAACCAUUCGGACUCGUACCCUCACCUCCUGUCGAUCCUUCAGCACUGCCUGCAGAUGCCCUAUAAACGCAGUGGUUUGCAGCACUGGCAGCUGUUGGACCGAAUCCUGCAACAGAUUGUGCUUCAAGAUGAUAAAGGAGAAGACCCUGAUCUGGCUCCACUCGACAACUUUAGCGUAAAGAACAUCAUUCGCAUCCAAAGCUUCCAAGGACAUUCAAGGCUGGUUAAUGAGAAUGAGGUGAAGCAGUGGAGAGAGCAGGCCGAGAAGUUCAGGAAAGAUCAUGCAGAACUGAUGGCCAAACUCGAGAAAAAGGAACGUGAAUGUGAAACGAAGACUCAGGAGAAAGACGACAUGAUGAAGACCCUGAACAAGAUGAAGGACAAGCUGCAGCGAGAGGGCGUGGAGCUGCGAUCAGCGCGGGAACAAGUCCUGGACCUGUCCUCGCGCAUCACCGACAUCUCCACUGGCACGUUCCCGCCUGCACCCCCUCCCCCCGGGGGUCCUGCUGGCCCCAUGCUGCCUCCCCCUCCUCCUCCCCCCAUGACGGCCGGCUUCCCCCCUCCUCCCCCACCUCCUCCCAUGAGUUGCCCCCCUCCGCCGCCUCCUCCACCUCCCCCCGGGGCCCCGCCACCUCCUCCAGGAGCCCCACCCAUGUUCGGCGCCCCUCCACCUCCCGUUCUCUCCUUCGGAUCCACGCACUCGCAGCGUUCCAGGUCCAUCCCUCAACCGUCGCAUCCUCUGAAGUCCUUCAACUGGGCCAAACUGGGGGAGCACAUGCUCAACGGCACGAUCUGGAACGAGAUCGAUGACCUCAGAGCGUUUGAAAUCCUCGACCUAAAAGACAUAGAGAAGAUGUUUUCAGCCUAUCAGAGGCAGCAGGACCUGCUCACUAACCAAUCAUUCAAACAGAAAGAAACCGGUUCCAUGGACGACUUGUACGUCAGCACGAAGAAGGUCAAAGAGCUGUCGGUCAUCGAUGGUCGCCGCGCCCAGAACUGUGUCAUCCUGCUUUCAAAGUUGAAAAUGAGCAACGAGGAGAUAAAGAGAGCGAUUCUGGAGAUGGACGAGAGGGAGGAGCUGGCCAAAGACAUGCUGGAGCAGCUGCUGAAGUUCAUCCCAGAGAAGAGCGACAUCGACCUGUUGGAGGAGCACAAGCACGAGCUGGAGCGCAUGGCCCGAGCCGACCGCUUCCUCUUCGAGAUGAGCCGAAUCGACCACUACCAGCAGCGGCUGCAGGCGCUGUUCUUCAAGAAGAAGUUUGCUGAACGACUCGCUGAAACCAAGCCCAAAGUUGAAGCCCUCCUGAGCGCAUCGAAGGAGGUGGUCCGGAGUAAGCGGCUGACUCAGAUCCUGGAGGUGGUCUUGGCGUUUGGGAACUUCAUGAACAAAGGCCAAAGAGGAAACGCCUUCGGUUUCAAGGUUUCCAGCCUCAACAAAAUCGCUGACACCAAGUCCAGCAUCGACAGGAAUAUUACCAUGUUGCACUAUCUCAUCAUGAUCUUUGAGAAGAACUAUCCGGACACGCUGCAGAUCCAAAACGACCUCGGCAGUGUCCCCGAGGCUGCGAAAGUGAACUUGGCGGAUUUAGAAAAAGAAGUGCAUCAUAUCAAAAGCGGACUGAAGGCACUCGAGGCGGAGCUUCAGUACCAGCAGAGCAGAAUGAGGGAGCGCGGCGAUAAGUUUGUGGCUGUAAUCGGAGACUUCAUCACCGUGGCCGGCUUUAGCUUCUCUGAACUGGAGGACCAGCUGAGUGAGGCCAAGGACAAGUUUUCCAAAGCCCUGAGACACUUUGGGGAAGACGAAGGACGGCUGCAGCCCGACGACUUCUUUGGGAUCUUUGACACAUUCAUGCAGUCGUUCGGUGAAGCGAGACAAGACCUGGAGAACAUGCAACGGCGCAAAGAGGAGGAGGAGAGACGGGCUCGAAUGGAGGCCAUGCUGAAGGAGCAGAGGGAGCGCGAGCGUCGCAGCAAGAAGCCGGGAACAACGGAGGAAGUGGGCGGAGAGUUCGACGACCUGGUGUCGGCUUUACGCUCCGGCGAAGUUUUCGACAAGGACCUCAACAAGUUCAAACGAAACCGCAAGCGCUCCGUGAACCAGCUGGUGGAAGGCAGCGGCGGCCGGGAGCGCGCCGUCUCCAAGGUCACCUACUAA